Molecule: messenger RNA, 659 nt
Organism: Spirodela intermedia
Lineage: Eukaryota; Viridiplantae; Streptophyta; Magnoliopsida; Alismatales; Araceae
Source: the annotation of a GenBank genome assembly
AUGGCGGCGAUCGGGUCUGCAACCGCCGGCUUCUCUUCUCUCUGUCCCUCCUCUUCUUCACCUCGCGCUCUCCCGGGAAGGAGGGUGCUGAAGACCCUCGCCAUGGCGCCCAAGAAGAAGGUGGAAAGCUCCCGCCUUUCUCCACUGCCGGUCGUUUUCGGAGACGGGGACUGACCCGCCAUGGUUUUUUCUUCCCUGCCUCUGGCCGAGUGCAGGUGAACAGGUUCGACGACGGCUGGGCAAAGCAGUGGUACGGGCAGGGGAUAUUCACGGAGGGUAGCGAGGAGGUAGCCGUGGACGUGUUCAAGAAGCUGGAGAAGAGGAAGGUCCUCAGCAACGUGGAGAAGGCGGGGCUUCUCUCCAAGGCCGAGGAGUUAGGGUUCACCCUCUCCUCCAUCGAGAAGCUGGGGGUCUUCUCCAAGGCCGAGGAGCUGGGCCUCCUCAGCCUCCUCGAGAAGGCGGCCAGCUUCUCUCCCUCCGCUCUGGCGUCGGUGUCCCUGCCCCUGUUCAUCGCCGCGGUGGGGGUGGUCGUGCUGAUCCCUGAUGACUCGGCAGCGCUCGUGGCCGUGCAGGCCGUGUUGGCGGCGGCACUGGCGGCCGGGGCGGCGGGAUCUUUCGUGGCAGCGGUGCUGCUUGGCGGGCUUCAAGAAUCGGACUGA